Molecule: messenger RNA, 1937 nt
Organism: Heterobasidion irregulare TC 32-1
Lineage: Eukaryota; Fungi; Basidiomycota; Agaricomycetes; Russulales; Bondarzewiaceae
Exons: 23
Coding region: 115-1725 (536 amino acids)
Biological process (GO): gluconeogenesis
Molecular function (GO): 4 iron, 4 sulfur cluster binding; L-serine ammonia-lyase activity
Source: RefSeq, a predicted model, not a curated record
UCACCCGAGCACCCGUCGCUGGCAGAGUACGACAGGCCAGAGCACGCGGUCAUCUCCACAUUCGACCUCUUCAGCAUCGGCGUCGGACCAAGCAGCUCUCACACCGUAGGACCCAUGCGAGCGGGAAAGAUCUUCAUCAAUGAUCUGCUCGAGCUCGAUUUGCUUCACAAGGUCAAGACAGUCAAGAUUGUUCUAUACGGAUCGCUCGCGGCGACAGGGAAAGGGCAUCAUACACCGCAGGCGAUCCUCCUGGGACUCGAAGGCUCAGAUCCGGAGACCAUCGACACCGGCUCGAUUCCCGCGCGCUAUGCCGCCAUUUUGGAAAACAAGACUCUCAUGCUCGGCGGGAAGCACCGCAUCCACUACGACAUGGACAAGGAUAUGCUCUGGCGGUGGGACCAGGUCCUCAAGACGCAUCCGAACGGCAUGCGCUUCUCCUGCUUCGACGAGCAUGGCGACUUGCUCGCGACGAACGAAUACUUUAGCGUGGGAGGCGGCUUCGUGGUCAACGACAAGACGAAGGUCGAUGAGAAUCUGUUCUACAAGGGCGUCGACAAGAGCGUCGUGCACAACGCCCGCCUUCACCAGUCACACAGCCUCGCGGAGCCACCUCAGGAUGGCAAGCCCGCGCCCGAAGACGAGCUGCCCCUAUAUCCCUUCAAGUCGGGUGACAGCCUUCUGGCGUUGACGAGGAAGCACAACAUGACGAUUGCUCAGAUCGUAUUUGAUAAUGAGCGCUCGUUUGGGCUCUCCGAUGAGGAAAUUCACAGCAAGCUAAUGCGCAUUUGGGGUGUCAUGGACAAUUGCAUUCGCACCGGCGUGCACUCGACGGAGACGACGCUCCCCGGACGACUGGGAUUGCGGAGGAGGGCUCCGAUGCUCUACAGACGCCUCAUGCGAGGGUUUUAUCCAGGUCUUUCGAUACCGCAUUUUCCCGCUAUCGAGGGCGGGGCGAUGCCCGUGGGGUCCAUAGAUGCGCCUGAUGCCUUGAACACGCAACCGCCGAGUACGGGCGCUGAAAAGAGGGUGUUGGAGCGGAAACAGGCGCGGGCAACCAGGGUUGUCGGGCAGCUCGACCAUCCGGUGUUGCCUGAGCCGCCCCGCAAGACAAUGAUCCCGGCAAUGGAUUUCCUGUCAUGCUACGCGAUCGCUGUUAACGAGGUGAAUGCUAGCGGCGGGCGGAUUGUCACGUCGCCCACCAAUGGGGCUGCGGGCGUCAUUCCUGCGGUGUUGAAGUAUAUUGUGGAGUUCGUCAGCGACGACCCGGAAAAAUCGGUCGUUACGUUCUUGCUGACAGCCUCUGCGAUCGGAAUGUUGUUCAAACGAGGCAGUACGAUUUCUGCUGCCGAGGGCGGAUGUCAGGCGGAGGUCGGAGUGGCGUGCUCUAUGGCGAGUGCAGGAUUUGCAGCAUGCAUGGGCGCGUCCCCAGAAACUGUCCUGCAGGCUGCAGAGAUUGGGAUCGAACAUAACCUGGGCUUGACGUGCGACCCUAUCGACGGUCUCGUGCAAGUCCCUUGCAUCGAGCGCAACAGCCUAGGAGCUGUGAAGGCUGUUACCGCGGCGCAGCUCUCGAUGGCGGCGGACGGCGUGUACAGCGUCACGCUGGACGAGGCCAUCGAGGCCAUGCGCCUGACCGCUGCGGACAUGAGUGUGAAGUACAAGGAGACGAGCCUUUCGGGUCUUGCUACCACGGUCAGGAUCCCGCUGACGGUCCCAGCUUGCUGAUUUGCGUUUCACUGACCGAGUAACUGAUACAUACGCGCCGUGGACGAGCGCGACUUUUCUCUCUCUCUGCUGUGGUUGACUGACCGAUGAUGGAUUAGACAUAGAAUUACUUUACGGAAUUUGUCUUGAUAAUAAUCGUGCAGGCUGGUUUGUAGAUCCUCGCGACAUGUGUGGUACAAGGAUAUGUUGAAUCUGAUGUUGUUGUUGUUUUC